This is a messenger RNA of Paramecium octaurelia, 1152 nucleotides long. The record is from the annotation of a GenBank genome assembly. Lineage: Eukaryota; Ciliophora; Oligohymenophorea; Peniculida; Parameciidae.
AUGAAUUUAUCCUUGAUAUUCUCAGUCAUCUUUGUUGUUGCAGCAAAUGAUUACGAAUUGUUAGCAUAACUUUAAAAUUAUGAAUUCGGAAAAACUAUUAUAGCAACAAUGCAAAUUACACUAGCAAGCGAAGAGUAAAAUUUCAUUCAUUUUAAGUGCAUCUGUUGAUGGAGUUGUAAAUUAACUUUUGGCUAUGUAAAAGGCUACUCAAAAUGAUCUAGAUGAUAACUCAUAAGCUAUUAAACAAAGUUAAGAAUCUUGCGAGUUAAGAUUUAAUGAAUUGUAAACUGUAAUUGAAAAUGCUUCAAAUAAAAAAGCUGAUAAUGAGAGAACUUUGCCUUUCAAAUAAGAAGAAUUAAAUAUCAUUGCAUAUCAAAUUAAAGACAAGGUUGAUUAAUAAAAGCGAGUUCAAGAUAGAAGAAAUGGAGCAGAAUUUUCAAGAUCAGUUGAAAAAGUAUGUGAAAUAUAUAAAUUAGAAAGAUUUCUCAUCAAAAUAAUAAGAAACCAUAGAUUUCAUAUCAGGAUUAAAAAAGGCAAAAGCCAUUUUAUCAUAACUUAAAAGUUCCUUUUUGUAAGUAGGCGAUGUCAGAGCUAAAUUACACAAACAUCUUGAAUCCUUAAAUAAGAGUAGUCCUUAUCACGGAUUAGUGAAAAUCCUGAUUGCAGCUGCAGGCGAUGAUAAUGUACCAAAAAUCAUAUAAAUAAUUGAUGAACUUGUUGAAGUAAUUUAAUUAGUAACUAGAAAAGUCAUUGCAACACUUGCUCUCUGUUGAUAGAUCUGGAGAUGAACAAAAGGAGGAACUUUAUUAAUUAUAAAAAAGUAGAUAUGAUUCAGAAUUAUAAACUUUAACCACUACAAUAGCCUCACUAUAGGCAGAGGCAGAAAAAUAAAAGCAGAAGUUACUUGAGUUUUAAAAUGACAUUGAAACAAAGGAGCAAUUCUUAACUGUAAAAAAUUAGGAGUACAAAGAUUGGAGAAAAACUUGUGAUGACGAUUUAAGAGCUAACCAAAAUUUAAGAUAAAUAAAGUAAUAUGUUAUUUUAAGCUUUUCAGAUUCAAUGAGUUAAAUAUCAUUAAUGAAUGCAUUGAGAUCUUCACUACUAGACUUAAUCCAUAGAUCAAGAGUUAUAUCUAAGAAUUAGAGAUUUGAU